Messenger RNA from Cylicostephanus goldi, 351 nucleotides. The record is from the annotation of a GenBank genome assembly. Lineage: Eukaryota; Metazoa; Nematoda; Chromadorea; Rhabditida; Strongylidae.
UACCGGAUUAUCGAGGAGUUUCCGCAAGAUUUGCUACCUUCAGCCGACAUCCAAAACCCAUUCAUUCCCGAAGUCUACGAAUUGAAGGAGACCCCCAUGGACCCGGGACCGACGCCUCCGUUGUUUCCAAUGAUUGAGCCUCACUUUCUCAUUCCCUUCGAGAAGUUUCGAGAUGAAUUUAGUGAAGAUACAUCUUUUUUAGGCAGUAUAGUCAAACCAGCUGUCAAAAAGAUUGCACUGGAUCAGGCUGAAACAUUUCUCGACCGCAUACUCUCCGAUGAUGUGGAGAGUAGAACCGAAAGCUCAACGCGUUCCGUAUCAACUCUGGCGUCAGAAGAUGGUUGGAGAUAA